Messenger RNA from Ctenocephalides felis (cat flea), 858 nucleotides. RefSeq lists its product as uncharacterized. The record is from RefSeq and is a predicted model, not a curated record. Gene Ontology annotation, biological process: telomere maintenance; DNA repair. The transcript has a single exon. Lineage: Eukaryota; Metazoa; Arthropoda; Insecta; Siphonaptera; Pulicidae. Gene Ontology annotation, molecular function: DNA helicase activity. The coding region runs from base 1 to 858 and encodes 285 amino acids.
AUGUCGCUAAUUCAAUUUGGCAUGUCAGCACCGAGCCGAGCAGCAGUAGAUAUCAUGAACAACGAUGUUGAACGUGAACACCAGUUUGAUAAAACUGCUUUAGCUACUUUUGUUGCUAAUAAUAAAAUAUUGCUUACUGCCGAGCAACAAAGUGUAUAUGAUCAAAUCAAUACGUCAAUUGAGGCACAACAGGGCGGAUUCUUUUUUUUGAACGCACCCGGAAGCACUGGAAAAACAUUUAUUAUUUCACUGAUUCUUGCGCGUGUGCGGUCGCAAAAUAAUAUUGCGUUGGCAAUAGCUUCUUCAGGAAUUGCAGCAACAUUAUUUGAAGGAAGACGAACUGCGCAUUCGGCAUUUAAGUUACCUUUAAAUGUUCAUGUUAACCUAGAAGAAAUGUGCAACAUAAAGAAGAAAUCAGGAAUGGCGAAAGUUUUGCGAAAAUGUGAAAUAAUCAUCUGGGAUGAAUGUACUAUGGCGCACAAGCAUUCGCUUGAAGCUCUUGAUAGGUCGCUGAAAGAUAUCAAAAAUAAUAAUUGUCUUUUUAGUGGCUGCUUAUUGCUACUGUCUGGCGAUUUCAGACAGACAUUGCCCAUUAUUCCACGAGCGACGCGUGCUGAUGAAAUAAAUGCCUGCUUAAAAAAGUCUUAUCUGUGGCGUAAGAAAUUAUAUCUUAGUGUUAACAUUCGUGUUCAAUGUCUAAAUGAUGCACUGGGGUCGAAAUUUUCACAACAAUUAUUGGAUAUUGGUAAUGGCAGAAUUAAUUUUUAUGAAAAUAUAGAGUACAUUCAAUUCCCUGAUAAUUUUUGUAAUAUGGUUGAUGGCAAAGCCAAACUAAUAGAAAAUAUUUUUCCAAUUUAA